CCGGCCGCCUGUCCCUUGCCCGAACAGACCGCAAAAUGUAGCGAGCGAGAAAGACGUGAGGAAGGAGUAGAGGGAGGAAUGGAAAAUAGGAGCGUAGUGUGGCACAAGAAAAGGACGAGCACAGGAAGUGGAGGGCUGGUGUGGGGGUGAAUCUGUGACACCGUCAGGCAUUUAUCAGGGACACCCAUGGGCCCUUCUCCCCCUGCUACGGACUCGGGGAGGCUGUCCCUUCCUGUACCCGGCUGAGGCUGCUCAAGUGCUGCGGUUCGCUGCUUCAUGAUUUUCUGCCGAUUCUGGGCAAAGAUGGCAACCAAUGAUGCUGUUCUGAAGAGGUUAGAGCAGAAGGGUGCAGAGGCAGACCAGAUCAUUGACUAUCUCAAGCAGCAGGUUGCUCUUCUCAAGGAGAAAGCAGUUUUGCAGGCAACUCUGAGAGAAGAAAAGAAACUUCGAGUUGAAAAUGCUAAACUGAAGAAAGAAAUAGAAGAACUGAAGCAAGAGCUGAUUCAGGCAGAAAUCCAAAAUGGAGUGAAGCAAAUUCCAGUCCCAUCUGAUACUCCACUGCAAGCUAACUCUGCAGUUUCUGAAAAUGUGAAGCUCUCUACAUCGGUGUCGACCACCUCUUCGAGUAUAAAAGAGCAGAUUAAACGAGAGGGAGGAGAAGAAAAGAAGGUAAAAGAGAAAACGGAAAAGAAAGGGGAGAAAAAAGAGAAGAAGCAGCAGUCAGCAGCAGCAAGUGCUGACUCUAAGCCAGUAGAUGUUUCACGUCUGGAUCUUCGAAUUGGUUGUAUCAUUACUGCCAAAAAGCAUCCCGAUGCCGAUUCAUUGUAUGUAGAAGAAGUAGACGUGGGAGAAGCAGCCCCAAGAACAGUCGUCAGUGGACUGGUGAAUCAUGUUCCUCUAGAACAGAUGCAAAAUCGGAUGGUGAUUUUACUGUGUAAUCUGAAGCCUGCAAAAAUGCGAGGAGUGCUGUCUCAAGCAAUGGUGAUGUGUGCUAGUUCACCAGAGAAAGUGGAAAUUCUGGCCCCUCCCAGUGGGUCUGUUCCUGGAGACAGAGUUACUUUUGAUGCUUUCCCUGUCACUGAAGAGCUAAAAAAGGACAGACAACAGAGCCAAAAAAUUUCCUCCAUUUUGUUAUUUGUAUGCACAUGAAAUAUGUAUUGAGAGAGAGAACAGAGAAUAAAGUAUUUCCAGUAAUAAGAUAGUCUGCUUCCCUAUCAGUAAGUAGAAGAGUUCUUUGAUCUGUUACUUAUCUUUAAACUGAGACCAGAGAUACUUCACUCCUCAUUUGCCUUCUGUUGAUUAUAAAACACACAUUGUCACUUAUUGCAAAUAGAGGGAUUAGGAGUGGUAUCUGCUUAUUCCAGGGCCAUUUGUUUCUUUCAUAAGCCACGGCGUGCCAUAUCAGAAGGCCUGGUGCUGUCCCAGGAGUAGUAGGCUCUGGUGUUGUAUUCUGUCUGUGCCUGCUGCUGGUGUGACUGCAGUUUAUCUUCUCUCUCCUUCAGUUUCUCCAUGUGUCAUAUCAGAACCAAGAUUGUUGUAUGUAUUUCAGGCAACAGCAUGUGCUCCUAGUGUUUAGAAAGUGCUCCUCCUGUAUUGUUACUGCUCCUCAUAUAUUGCCCCUGCCACAUGUAAAAGUCCAACACAUCUGCAUGGGCUCCUGUCUUCCCACAUUUUCUUUACAUGGUGAAAUGAAUAGCUUACAAUUUUUUUUGAGUAAUUUGGGGCUGGGGGUUUAGCCUAAAUGAUAGCAUGCUUGCCUUGGGUUUAAUCCCCAGCACUUCAGUAAUAACACUAAUGAUGAUAAUUUGGGAAAUGAAUUAUUAACCUAUAUUAUCUGCAGAAAUACUUCAAAUAUGUGUUCAGUGCUCCUAAGGAAAUUACAAUAACCAUUUUAUUUUACCAAUCAAGAGCGUACACUGCAGUGUGAAAAUAAGGUGAAAUGUAAGGAUUCUGGUUGAAGCUUAGGAUCAAGUGCUGUCUGAACGCUUGAAAAGCCUGCGUAUCCAGAGCGUCC
Peromyscus californicus insignis is the source of this 2014-nucleotide messenger RNA. It is a transcript of the gene Aimp1, whose product is annotated as aminoacyl tRNA synthetase complex interacting multifunctional protein 1. The coding region runs from base 277 to 1149 and encodes 290 amino acids. The transcript is spliced from 7 exons. The record is from RefSeq and is a predicted model, not a curated record. Gene Ontology annotation, molecular function: tRNA binding. NCBI's taxonomy places the organism in Eukaryota, Metazoa, Chordata, Mammalia, Rodentia, Cricetidae.